UUAAACCAACGGAACCAGACCAGUCUCCUAGGCCAGACACACGACCUAGCUCCCACCUAGCGUAUCCCUCCUCCCUCCUUCCUCCCCACCCCACCCAAACCCCAUCCCGCCCCUCUCCUUCCCAGUUCCCUCCCCUUUACCCUUCCCUUCCCUUCCUUCCCUGCGUCCCUUCCCUAAAUAACCUACUCUACUUUUACCCUUCCACACCUGAAAACCCUCAACCCCCUGCAAAGCAUCGGCAGACUCUUCGCUCCACCCCCAACCUCUAGCCGUCUCCCAACAGCUUCCUCUUCCCAGGCCAGAAUGACGUCUUCCAGUCCCCCACCAUAUGAGCCGGAAGUGCGUCAUGUGGAGGCGCCAAGGCGCUCGUUUGGCGCGCGCGCCGUUGGCGGCGGAUCUAAGCUGAGUUCUUGGAUCUUGUCUUGUUUCUCCCUGGCUUUUGACUUUUUCUGGACCCUGGUGUCUACGAUUUCCGAGAUGCCGUCUUCUUUGCUGGGCGCAGUGAUGCCGGCCUCUACAUCGGCCGCAGCCCUGCAGGAAGCUCUGGAAAAUGCUGGACGGCUCAUCGACCGUCAGUUGCAAGAGGACCGCAUGUACCCGGACCUUUCCGAGUUGCUUAUGGUGUCUGCCCCAAAUAAUCCCACUGUUUCUGGCAUGUCAGAUAUGGAUUAUCCUUUACAAGGACCUGGUUUGCUGUCCGUACCCAACCUUCCAGAGAUCAGUUCCAUCCGAAGAGUUCCUCUCCCACCUGAACUUGUUGAGCAGUUUGGACAUAUGCAGUGUAAUUGCAUGAUGGGUGUGUUCCCUCCUAUCAGCAGAGCUUGGCUCACGAUUGACAGUGAUAUAUUCAUGUGGAACUAUGAGGAUGGAGGAGACCUUGCCUAUUUUGAUGGACUUAGUGAGACUAUUCUUGCUGUGGGGCUUGUGAAACCAAAAGCUGGCAUCUUUCAACCUCAUGUACGACACCUCCUGGUUUUGGCGACCCCUGUAGACAUAGUAAUUCUUGGACUGAGCUAUGCUAAUUUGCAAACAGGUUCUGGAGUUCUUAAUGAUAGUAUGUCUGGUGGAAUGCAGUUGCUUCCAGAUCCUUUAUAUUCUCUUCCUACUGAUAAUACUUACCUUUUAACAAUAACUUCCACUGAUAAUGGCAGAAUUUUCUUGGCUGGAAAGGAUGGCUGUUUAUAUGAAGUAGCCUACCAGGCUGAAGCAGGGUGGUUUAGCCAAAGAUGUAGGAAAAUAAACCACUCAAAGAGCUCACUUUCUUUCCUUGUUCCUUCUUUGCUACAAUUCACAUUCUCAGAAGAUGAUCCUAUUCUUCAAAUUGCAAUUGAUAAUUCUAGAAAUAUUUUAUAUACACGAUCUGAGAAAGGAGUAAUACAGGUGUAUGAUUUGGGACAAGAUGGACAAGGAAUGAGCAGAGUUGCCUCCGUGUCACAGAAUGCCAUUGUCUCUGCUGCUGGUAACAUUGCUAGGACCAUCGAUCGUUCUGUUUUUAAACCAAUUGUCCAAAUAGCAGUGAUUGAAAAUUCUGAAUCACUGGACUGCCAGUUAUUGGCUGUCACACAUGCAGGUGUAAGGUUAUAUUUCAGCACUUGUCCAUUCAGACAGCCAUUAGCACGGCCUAAUACAUUGACGCUGAUUCACGUCCGCUUACCUCCUGGAUUCUCAGCAUCUUCAACCGUAGAAAAGCCUUCAAAAGUACAUAGAGCACUUUAUAGUAAAGGUAUUCUAUUGAUGGCAGCCUCAGAAAAUGAGGAUAAUGAUAUUUUAUGGUGUGUCAACCAUGAUACUUUCCCUUUCCAAAAGCCAAUGAUGGAAACCCAGAUGACAACCCGUGUUGAUGGUCAUUCCUGGGCUCUUUCUGCGAUAGAUGAAUUGAAAGUAGAUAAAAUAAUUACACCCUUAAACAAGGAUCAUAUUCCAAUAACUGAUUCACCAGUUGUUGUACAGCAGCACAUGUUACCUCCGAAGAAAUUUGUUCUCCUCUCAGCACAGGGGAGCCUUAUGUUUCAUAAACUUAGACCUGUAGAUCAACUGAGGCAUCUACUUGUGAGUAAUGUGGGUGGAGAUGGAGAAGAGAUUGAAAGAUUCUUUAAAUUACAUCAGGAAGACCAGGCUUGUGCUACUUGCCUUAUUCUUGCUUGCUCCACUGCUGCCUGUGACAGAGAAGUAUCUGCCUGGGCUACUCGGGCUUUCUUUAGGUAUGGUGGUGAAGCACAGAUGAGAUUUCCAACCACUCUUCCGCCUCCAAGUAAUGUUGGUCCCAUCUUGGGGUCUCCUGUCUAUUCUAGUUCUCCUGUUCCUAGUGGUAGUCCCUAUCCAAAUCCAUCCUUUUUGGGAACACCAUCUCAGGGUAUACAGCCUCCUGCCAUGUCAACUCCAGUGUGUGCUCUGGGAAACCCAGCAACUCAGGCCACAAAUAUGAGUUGUGUGACUGGACCAGAGAUUGUGUAUUCUGGAAAACACAAUGGUAUUUGCAUUUACUUUUCUCGGAUCAUGGGAAACAUUUGGGAUGCAAGCUUAGUUGUGGAGAGAAUAUUCAAGAGUGGCAACAGAGAGAUCACUGCAAUUGAAAGUAGUGUUCCCUGCCAACUGCUAGAGUCAGUGCUACAAGAACUAAAGGGUUUGCAGGAAUUUCUAGACAGAAAUUCCCAGUUUGCAGGAGGACCAUUAGGAAAUCCAAAUACUACUGCUAAAGUGCAGCAGAGGCUGAUAGGAUUCAUGCGUCCUGAAAACGGAAAUCCCCAGCAAAUGCAACAGGAGCUUCAGAGGAAGUUUCAUGAGGCUCAACUAAGUGAAAAGAUUUCACUUCAGGCAAUUCAGCAGCUGGUUCGAAAAUCAUAUCAGGCUCUGGCUUUAUGGAAACUUCUUUGUGAACAUCAAUUCACUGUCAUUGUGGCAGAACUUCAGAAGGAACUUCAAGAGCAGCUGAAGAUCACAACCUUUAAAGAUCUUGUAAUCAGGGACAAAGAACUCACAGGGGCAUUAAUUGCUUCUCUUAUCAACUGCUACAUCAGAGAUAAUGCCGCUGUUGAUGGCAUUAGUUUACAUUUGCAGGAUAUCUGCCCACUUCUGUAUAGCACUGAUGAUGCCAUUUGUUCCAAGGCAAAUGAGCUUCUCCAGCGUUCCCGACAAGUUCAAAAUAAGACUGAAAAAGAAAGAAUGUUAAGGGAAUCAUUAAAGGAAUAUCAAAAAAUUAGCAAUCAAGUGGACCUUUCCAAUGUUUGUGCUCAGUAUAGACAAGUGAGAUUUUAUGAGGGUGUGGUGGAACUUUCUCUUACGGCUGCAGAGAAAAAAGAUCCUCAAGGUCUUGGACUUCAUUUCUAUAAACAUGGAGAACCAGAAGAAGAUAUAGUUGGACUUCAGGCCUUCCAAGAAAGAUUAAACAGUUACAAGUGCAUUACAGACACACUUCAAGAACUGGUAAAUCAAAGUAAGGCCGCUCCUCAGUCUCCCAGUGUACCCAAAAAACCUGGUCCUCCAGUAUUGUCAUCUGAUCCAAAUAUGCUGAGUAAUGAAGAAGCAGGACAUCAUUUUGAACAAAUGCUUAAAUUGUCACAGCGAUCCAAGGAUGAGCUCUUUAGUAUUGCCCUUUAUAAUUGGCUAAUACAAGCUGACCUUGCAGAUAAGCUGCUACAGGUUGCUUCUCCAUUUCUGGAGCCCCAUCUAGUCCGAAUGGCCAAAGUUGAUCAAAACAGAGUUCGUUAUAUGGAUUUACUCUGGCGGUAUUACGAGAAGAAUAGAAGUUUCAGUAAUGCUGCUCGUGUACUGUCCAGACUGGCUGACAUGCAUAGCACAGAAAUUUCACUUCAGCAGCGAUUGGAGUACAUUGCUCGAGCCAUUCUUAGUGCGAAAAGUUCCACUGCCAUUUCAUCAAUAGCUGCCGAUGGUGAAUUCCUUCAUGAAUUAGAAGAAAAAAUGGAGGUUGCUAGGAUCCAACUUCAGAUACAAGAGACACUACAAAGGCAGUAUUCCCAUCAUUCUUCUGUACAGGAUGCAGUGUCUCAGCUGGAUUCUGAGCUGAUGGACAUAACUAAGCUUUAUGGGGAAUUUGCUGACCCAUUUAAACUUGCAGAGUGUAAACUUGCAAUAAUUCAUUGUGCCGGUUAUUCAGACCCUAUAUUGGUGCAGACACUUUGGCAAGAUAUCAUAGAGAAAGAACUGAAUGACAGUGUGACAUUGAGCUCCUCGGAUAGAAUGCAUGCUCUUAGUCUCAAGAUUGUUCUGCUUGGCAAAAUUUAUGCCGGCACACCACGCUUCUUUCCUUUAGAUUUUAUUGUACAGUUUUUAGAACAGCAGGUUUGUUCUUUGAACUGGGAUGUGGGCUUCGUAAUACAGACAAUGAAUGAAAUUGGAGUACCAUUACCUAGACUACUAGAAGUUUAUGAUCAGUUGUUCAAAUCACGGGAUCCAUUCUGGAAUAGAAUGAAGAAGCCACUGCACCUUUUGGAUUGUAUACAUGUAUUAUUGACAAGAUAUGUUGAGAAUCCCAGCCAAGUUUUAAAUUGUGAAAGGAGAAGAUUUACAAAUCUCUGCCUGGAUGCUGUUUGUGGUUACCUUGUUGAGCUCCAGUCUAUGAGCUCGUCAGUAGCAGUACAAGCCAUCACUGGGAAUUUUAAAUCUCUUCAGGCUAAAUUAGAACGGCUUCAUUAAUUACUGUGAUAUACUUUCAUCCAUUUUGUGAUCUGUAAAAUAAAAACUCAGCUGGGUCCAGAUAUCAGGUGUUCUAAAUCUAAAUGUAAGAACAGUCUUAGUGGAAGUAUGUUUUUAAUAAGUGGCUAACAUCUACAAAUAGUACCUUUUCUAAAUGAA
Molecule: messenger RNA, 4812 nt
Organism: Mandrillus leucophaeus (drill)
Lineage: Eukaryota; Metazoa; Chordata; Mammalia; Primates; Cercopithecidae
Gene: NUP155
Product: nucleoporin 155kDa
Exons: 35
Coding region: 304-4653 (1449 amino acids)
Biological process (GO): protein localization to nuclear inner membrane; transcription-dependent tethering of RNA polymerase II gene DNA at nuclear periphery; protein import into nucleus
Cellular component (GO): nuclear pore inner ring; nuclear pore
Molecular function (GO): structural constituent of nuclear pore
Source: RefSeq, a predicted model, not a curated record